This is a messenger RNA of Debaryomyces fabryi, 954 nucleotides long. RefSeq names its product shikimate dehydrogenase family protein. The coding region runs from base 1 to 954 and encodes 317 amino acids. The record is from RefSeq and is a predicted model, not a curated record. Gene Ontology annotation, biological process: chorismate biosynthetic process; shikimate metabolic process. Lineage: Eukaryota; Fungi; Ascomycota; Pichiomycetes; Serinales; Debaryomycetaceae. Gene Ontology annotation, molecular function: shikimate 3-dehydrogenase (NADP+) activity. The transcript has a single exon.
AUGGCUAGUAACUCACCAAUUUUAGAAAAAACCAAUUUUGAAGAAUUAAGAACCAAAAACUUUAUAUUCAGACUCUUCGGGCUUCAUAUUAGCCACUCUAAAUCGCCAUUAUUGCAAAACUAUUUAUUUGGUAAAUCAGGAUUGAGUUGGAGAUAUGAAUUGUAUGAGAGCUCUGAUAUUGAUGCCUUCAAGAAGGUGUUACAAGGUGACGACUGCAUCGGAUCAGCUGUGACUAUGCCAAACAAGGUGGUGAUGACGGAGCACGUUGAUUUUGUCGACAACGAUGCCAAAGCAGUUGGUGCUAUUAAUACGAUUUAUACCAGAAAGGAGAAAGACACCGGUAAGACAUUGUAUAUCGGUACCAAUACUGAUACGUACGGAAUCCGUGAUUCAUUCUUGUACAAUGCACCAGAAGUGGUGGAGAAAUCGAAAAAAAGCGACAAACCAGGAUUGGUUUACGGUGGAGGUGGUGCAUGCCGUUCUGCAGUGUAUGCAUUAAACGAAUUUUUGGGAUGUUCGAAGGUUUAUGUGAUUAAUAGAUUUGCUCUGGAAGUGGAAGCUGUAAGAGAAGGAAUGGUCAAGGGAGGUUUCAAGGGAGAAAUCGUUCAUGUUUCCACUCCUGAGCAAGCUGCAUCUUUAGAGAAGCCAAACUUGAUUGUUUGUACUGUUCCUGAUUUUGCACCCCUGACUGACGAGGAAAAAACAGCCAGAGAAACUUUGGAGGUGUUUAUUGGCUCUCAGGAUAAAGGCGCUGUUUUAGAAAUGUGCUACCACCCUAAACCACUCACCAGAUUAUACAAUGAAUUCAAAGCAGCCAAGUGGCAGGUUAUUGGUGGUAUGGAAGCAAUGAUAUAUCAAGGUUUUGCCCAACAAUCCUUGUGGACUGGUUACAGUUUAGAAGAAAUGCCUGUUAAAGACGUAGUUGACUAUGUCUAUAAGAAUGCAAAUAACUAA